Molecule: messenger RNA, 1848 nt
Organism: Alternaria arbusti
Lineage: Eukaryota; Fungi; Ascomycota; Dothideomycetes; Pleosporales; Pleosporaceae
Exons: 2
Coding region: 1-1848 (615 amino acids)
Source: RefSeq, a predicted model, not a curated record
AUGUCUAAACCAGCAACGAACACCAAGACGCCUACUCCCUCCAACCCCUCCUCUCUAAAGCCCCGCUAUGGGAUCCGUAAACUGGAAUCCAAACAUCUGCUCUGGGCGACUGCCAUCCUAGCCCACAGCCACGGUUUCCACUCCGCCAUCUGGCAGCACAUCUGGCCCGACAAAGCACUCGGCCGCUGGACACUAGAAAGUGCCAGAAAACUCGAGUACCUCGUCGCCCACCAAAUCGACUCUGGUCUAUCCUACGGCGUCUUCGACACAGAAUAUCAGUUCAAGACCCCCGAGGCGAAAGAAGCAGGCGGGAAGCUAUUCUGGGAUGUCAAUGAACCGGAAGAAAACAGUGUGGAGCAAACCCAAGGGCGGAAGGCAGAGGGCUUGAGACUACUCCGCCAGAUGGACUUCCCAUUGGUUAGCAUAGCGUUGUCGUACGACGGCUUCGCCCCUCUCGAUCCCGCGAAGAUGGGCCCGGUAGACGAAGCGAUACCAGAAUUCAGUCCGCUCUUCGGCGCUCUGAGGAAGCUCGAUCCGAGGGAUCCAGCGGAGUGGAAAGCUACCGCACCAGGCCAGUUACUGAUGCGCAAUGCGACGUCUACACGCCACGACUAUGAGGGCGAGGGUGUUGCGUCGGGCGCAGCGCGUUGGCUGCGCCGCGAGGCCAAGUUGAUGGGGUUUAGGGGUAUCCAGAUUGAGUGUAUUGCGGAUGCUGUGACGCAUCUUUGGAGUGAUGGUGUGGAGGAGCCGUUUAAGGGAAGAGUGGUUAUAAUUCCGAUACCCAGCAACAUCGACAAAAUGACCGAUAUUCGCCCGCGGGCUGAAGCCGAGCUUCUCGUUACAAGAACAUGCUAUCUCUCAAACGAUCCCGUCUUCUUCAUAGUCCUCAUCAUCGCAGAGUACAACUUCAAAGAGGGAGUUAUAUACCUCCAAGAUGGUCUCGCAGGCUCGAGGCUUUACCAGCCCAUGAACUCCAGCCAAUUUAUCCAGUGUGUCGACAAUGAGACGGGUGAGGAAGUUGAAGUCGUGCGCCAACGCACAGCGCCAGUUCUCUUUCGCGAAGACCAAAGCGAAGUCAUUUUUACGACAGGGAGGCCCAGUAAAUCCUGCGAAAUGCCGUUCAUUACUACUGCUCUCCGACCAAAUAGGAAGUACAGACUGUGCUUCAAACCGACAACCCCAAUUUCGCAUUGGCCAGUCAGCGCGGUGAAUACUUCGAAUUCUCUUUCAAGAAGCCCGGGCGGUUUGCUAUCUGCGUCUGAACUUCCUACACCAGCCACACCGACUAUACCCUGGCAGGCCGCCAACGGAAACGACACAAUCAUAUUCGAGACCCGAAGUUCGCGACCAAACACACCAAAAGUCACCGUUUCUCUAUCAGCACCAUCGACAUACUCUCUCUCCUCUCCCACCAAGAGAUUUGCUUUCACGCUCACGUUCUCGACGGACGCCGCAUAUCCCUUUACAGUCCACGCAGAUCGCGCAUGGGUCAAGUCUCUUCAAUCUGACUUGGCAGUCCUCGACGCAACGUCGCGCUGCAAGCUCGAACCCUAUUUAGAGAUCUGCCGCGAUCAUUAUGAGGUCGAAAGACACAAGUUCAUACGAUUCGAAAAGACGUACAUCGAACACCGAGAGCUAGAUUUCGGAGGCGGAAAAAUGGAUAGAUUGAAGCUUGAGGUUGGAAAAGAGUACAUACUCUGCCAUCUCGGCGGAUCGUGGUGGUGGACGGAGGAUACGGUCGAUGAGGUAAUGAACUACCUUGCUUCCUGGAGUAGCGCAGGUCUGGAAGUAGGCACGACAAUCGAAUUUCAGGGCGCGGGUGAAGUGAAGUUUACGGUGGUGGAGUGA